This is a messenger RNA of Gamsiella multidivaricata, 1740 nucleotides long. Its product is annotated as putative ADE12-adenylosuccinate synthetase. Gene Ontology annotation, biological process: 'de novo' AMP biosynthetic process; IMP metabolic process. NCBI's taxonomy places the organism in Eukaryota, Fungi, Mortierellomycota, Mortierellomycetes, Mortierellales, Mortierellaceae. The record is from RefSeq and is a predicted model, not a curated record. Gene Ontology annotation, molecular function: adenylosuccinate synthase activity; GTP binding. The transcript has 6 exons. The coding region runs from base 105 to 1409 and encodes 434 amino acids. Gene Ontology annotation, cellular component: cytoplasm.
AACAGCUUCUGUUCAUUUCAAUCAUCAAGAUUGAUCUUAACCCCUCCCUCAGCAACAACUACCAACAACUCCACCCCACUCCACCUCAACAACCCCCAGCAACAAUGGCUUCUGCAAAAUUCGCCGGCAUGUCCACCAAGGGCGUCACCGUCGUUCUCGGUGCCCAGUGGGGCGACGAAGGAAAGGGCAAGCUGUCCGAUAUUCUCUCCCAGGAAGCCGAUGUCUGCGCUCGUUGCCAGGGUGGCAACAAUGCCGGACACACCAUUGUCGUUGGCAAGACCAAGUAUGAUUUCCACAUGCUCCCCUCUGGUCUGGUCAAUGAGCACUGCAUCUCUGUCAUUGGUGCCGGUGUUGUCGUCCAUGUCCCCUCGUUCUUCGAAGAGCUGUCCAACCUCGAGAAGAAGGGCUUGGACUGCACUGGACGCCUCUUUGUCUCCGACAGAGCUCACCUUGUCUUUGACAUCCACCAGACCAUUGAUGGUCUCAAGGAGCUCGAGUUGGGACGCGGAAGCAUUGGCACCACUCGCAAGGGUAUUGGCCCAACCUACUCCUCCAAGGCCUCUCGCUCUGGUCUCCGUGUGCACCACCUCUACAACUUUGAGGAGUUUGAACAAAAGUUCCGUGUCCUUGCUGCUAACAAGCACAAGCGCUAUGGUCACUUUGACCACGAUGUCGACGCCGAGAUCGAAAGAUACAAGAUCUUGGCCGAAAAGCUGAAGCCCUAUGUCACCGACAGCGUCUACUUCAUGAACAAGGCCAUCAAGGACAAGAAGAAGGUCUUGGUCGAGGGAGCUAACGCCCUGAUGCUCGAUAUUGACUUUGGUACCUACCCCUACGUCACUUCGUCUAACACCGCCAUCGGAGGUGUCUGCACUGGUCUCGGUAUCCCACCCCAGACGAUUGCCAAGACCAUUGGAGUUGUCAAGGCUUACACAACCCGCGUUGGAGGCGGCCCCUUCCCCACUGAGCAACUGAACGAGAUUGGCGAGUACUUGCAGAGAGUCGGAUUCGAGGUCGGUGUCACGACUGGUCGCAAGCGCCGCUGCGGUUGGUUGGAUACGGUCGUUGUCAACUACUCGACCAUUAUCAACGGAUACACCUCCUUGAACAUCACCAAGCUGGAUAUCUUGGAUCAGCUAGAUGAGAUCAAGAUCGGUGUCGCUUACAAGGUCGAUGGAGAGGUCUUGGAGGGAUUCCCUGCCAACUUGGCGCUUUUGGAUCGCGUCGAGGUCGUGUACGAGACAAUGCCUGGCUGGAAGUCGGAUAUCUCGAAGUGCCGUACGUUUGAGGACCUGCCCGUGAACGCGCAAAAGUACAUUCGUCGCAUUGAGGAGCUUUGCGGAGUUCCUGUGGAGUGGAUUGGCGUUGGUGUUGACCGUGAUGACAUGGUUAUCAUCCCUCAGGCAUAAAGACCAUGAUCAAAGCUAUCGACGACGACGACGACGACGACGUUCAUGAGAUCGUGCGAGUGCUAUGGAAGGUGAUGAUCUAGACAUGUUUGCUUGCGGUGGAGGAGGAGAUGGAUAUGUGUUUUAUUACGAUUGAGGACUGUGUAUUAUACCAAGCAACUGCUAGGAGUGUUCUUUGGUUGUUAGAAAAAGGUGCAUUGAAUAAAAACGAUCGCGUUUUUGAAUGUGAACACCAGGACGAUACUGCUCUGCCCAUAUGUUUAUCAGAGAUCGCAAAGAUCUGCUGUUAGAAUGAAAAAGUCCAAGGAAUUUUGAACUUCCUCUGCCUGAG